Messenger RNA from Aegilops tauschii subsp. strangulata, 1626 nucleotides. RefSeq names its product 26S proteasome regulatory subunit S10B homolog B. The record is from RefSeq and is a predicted model, not a curated record. Lineage: Eukaryota; Viridiplantae; Streptophyta; Magnoliopsida; Poales; Poaceae. Gene Ontology annotation, molecular function: ATP hydrolysis activity; ATP binding.
UGCCCGUCCGAGAAGAAAGAAACCAGAAAGCACGGUCGCACCGGACUACGGUUAGCGACCAUAAUAAAACCAGGACACCGCGGACGGAGAGCGUCAGGUCCUCCCCCGCUCCGCUCAUCUUGGGAAGGAAGCAAAGCAGAGCCGCGCCGCCGAGGAGGAUAUGGCCGAGGCCGACGACGCCGCCGCCGCCCGCCGGCGCACGGUCAUCACGGAGUACCGCAACAAGCUCCUGAACUGCCGCGAGCUGGAGACGAGGGUCCGCACAGGUAGGGAAAACCUAAAGAAGGCGAAGAAAGAUUACGAUAAAACUGAAGAUGAUUUGAAGUCCUUGCAGAGUGUGGGCCAAAUCAUUGGUGAAGUACUUCGACCAUUGGACAGUGAAAGAUUUAUCGUCAAAGCCAGUAGUGGCCCACGUUAUGUGGUUGGCUGCAGAAGCAAAGUUGACAAAGAAAAGCUGACAGCUGCAACACGAGUUGUCCUUGACAUGACAACAUUAACAAUAAUGCGCACUCUACCACGUGAGGUUGAUCCCGUGGUCUAUAACAUGCUACACGAAGACCCCGGCAAUGUCAGUUACUCAGCUGUAGGUGGACUGUCGGAUCAAAUAAGGGAGCUGCGGGAGUCCAUCGAGUUACCUCUUAUGAAUCCAGAAUUGUUUCUUCGUGUUGGGAUUAAACCACCAAAGGGCGUUCUGCUCUAUGGCCCACCUGGAACGGGAAAGACAUUGCUUGCUAGAGCCAUUGCUAGCAACAUCGAUGCUAACUUUUUAAAGAUUGUUUCAAGUGCUAUCAUUGACAAAUAUAUUGGUGAAAGUGCACGUCUUAUAAGAGAAAUGUUUAACUAUGCACGUGAGCAUCAACCAUGUAUUAUUUUCAUGGAUGAGAUUGAUGCCAUUGGUGGCCGAAGAUUCAGUGAGGGCACUAGUGCAGAUCGUGAAAUACAACGGACAUUGAUGGAGCUCCUAAAUCAGUUGGAUGGAUUCGAUGAGCUCGGAAAGGUGAAGAUGAUCAUGGCGACGAACCGGCCUGAUGUCUUGGACCCUGCGCUCCUUCGUCCUGGACGCCUAGACCGGAAGAUAGAGAUUCCGCUGCCGAAUGAGCAAUCCAGGACGGAGGUCCUGAAAAUCCAUGCAGCUGGUAUCGCCAAGCAUGGCGAAAUUGAUUACGAGGCUGUGGUUAAGCUGGCCGAGGGCUUCAAUGGCGCUGAUCUUCGCAAUGUCUGCACUGAGGCUGGCAUGGCCGCCAUUCGAGCAGAGCGUGACUACGUCAUCCACGAAGACUUCAUGAAGGCAGUUCGGAAGUUGAAUGACGCCAAGAAGCUCGAGUCCAGCGCACACUACAGCGCCGACUUUGGCAAGGACUAAGAUGAGAGUAGGAGACUAUCAGGCGACGCGCUGUCUGUUUUCUUGUACCAUGGCGGAGUUUGUCACACCGACCCCGACGAUAUAGAACAUCAUGUGUUUCUACCUUUUAUAUGUUGUGGGACGACUGCCUUUGCCGCGCAAGUUGAUGUAAUGAAAAGUUGAAACAGGUCUGAAACCGACUGGUUUCUUAGAUUUACAAAAUUGUUUCCUUCAAGUUACUGUGCCUUGAUUGUGGAAUCAAAAAAAUGUGGAAACAUUCGCGA